This is a messenger RNA of Linum tenue, 3131 nucleotides long. The record is from the annotation of a GenBank genome assembly. NCBI's taxonomy places the organism in Eukaryota, Viridiplantae, Streptophyta, Magnoliopsida, Malpighiales, Linaceae.
UAUCAAAGCGGAGUUGAAUUCGCCUUGGUCGCGCCAGUAGGCUUCUGUCGGUCAGUUUCCCUCUUGACUUGAGCUGACCGUCGCCGUCGCCGACAGCGAUGGAGGAAGGUGAAGAAGGAAGGUCAAGCUUCCAAGCUAUUCGAGCUCUCGGAUCCCUGUUCAAGCUUACUGAAGUCUACAUAUGGGACGACGGCUCAACGGAGACGGUAGAAGUGUCCAUAUUCCCGGAAUCCAUUGAAUCGCCUCCAGAGAAGGACGAUACCACCUCCGAUAGUCCUGCAGUUGCUACUGAUUUUGGCCCUUCCACGGAGGAUGACGAAUUGAGCAAACAAAUGGAUGCUCUAGGGCUUCCCCUUGCUUUCCAGUCGAAUAAAAAGAUAAAGAAUAAGACCAACAAAGGCAAAAGAAAAGGGGCGGUUAUGAAGCAUGCUCACAAUCAUGACACCACUGCUAAUGAAUCAUUGAAAGUUUCCAAAGUGAGUGAAGCAGGGACUGUAUCUCCUACUGUUUUGCAUGAUAACGAAAGCAAUUCUAUAUGUUGCAUAUCAAUGCUGGGCACGAGUGAGUCAUGUUACUAUGAUGUUUCUGUGGAUACCAGCAAUUCUAAAGAUCUAUGUAUUGAAGAUUCCGAGAGUCCAACUAAGGUUCCUCCCGAGCCAAUGUUUGCUGAUCAGUGUGGUGAAUGUGAGAGGGGUCUGACUCUAUCAGGAACUAUUUACAUGACUAACGAUGACUAUGAUGAAAAGAAUACAAUUUCGGGCGGUUCAGAUGCAGCGACUCCAGACAUGGUUGAUGGCCCGAAAGAAGUUGUCGAUUUGAUGGAGAAGGAUUGCCUACAUGACUACCCUGUUGUUCACAAUCUUCAAGAGUGCGAGAACCACAUGGAGUGGCCUGAAUUUUCUAUGGCUGCAGUGCCCCAGGGUUCAGAAGUGCUUGGAGAUAAUGGGAUAGAGAGUCAUGACCAGAAUGGUGCUUUUGGGGAUUGGGCGGUAUACUGGGAUUCUUUCUACAUGAGGAAUUACUUCUAUAAUGCAAAAACAAAUAGCUCUACAUGGUCCCCACCCCCUGGAAUGGAGCAUCUUGUAUGCAUUAGUCGUACUAAUCUGUCAGAUGACGUGAUUGUUGGAGACUAUGGGAUAGACGGUGAUCCUUCUGUUUCCUGUGGCUUGUUGAAGUGUUCUGGAUCAUUUGAGAAACCUGCUAAUGAUAGUAGAAUAGCAGAUCAGCCAUCCAAUGAGGUCUGUGAUGGGGAUGGACUUGCUUCUGAAAGCACUUUGCUAAGCUUGACUUUCUCGACCAUCAAUGGCUGUUUGGAGAAUGCAGGCGAACAGGAGGGCAAUGAUAAAGAUUGUCUUGGUGAUAUUCCCCAGCAAACGGCUUUGGAGGAGCAUGGCAAUAUUAACAGUGUGAUCAACGAUGAUCUCACUGUGGAUGUUGUUAAGCAUAAGGAACAUAAAAACACUGAGAAUGAUGAGCCGGAUACUGAACCUGAUUUUCUUGUUAUCAAAAGACAUAGGAAAGGAAGAAGGAAGAGAACACGAUGUAGAUCUUCCAAGGAUAGUGAAGAUCUCCAAAGUCAAGUUGUUCCGGAGGAGCUUUCUGCCUCUCUUGAGAAGUACUGGUGUCAGCGAUACCUUCUAUUCUCUAGAUUUGAUGACGGUAUAAGAAUGGAUGAGGAAGGGUGGUUUUCUGUAACACCUGAGCUAAUAGCUGGGCAUCAUGCUCUGCAUUGUGUUGAUGACAUUGUUAUUGACUGCUUCGCAGGAGUUGGUGGAAAUGCUAUCCAAUUUGCUCAAUGGUGCCAACAUGUUAUUGCAAUUGAUAUAGAUCCACAAAAGAUGGACUAUGCCCAUCACAAUGCUACUAUCUAUGAAGUUGAUGACCAUAUAGAUUUCAUAAAGGGGGACUUCUUCAAUUUGGCACCAAAACUGAAGGGACUGGCUGACACAGUGUUUCUGUCGCCACCUUGGGGUGGCCCGGAUUAUGUUAAAAUGGAGACUUAUGACAUCAAUAUGCUUAAACCACACGACGGGUAUAUUCUCUUCAACACUGCAAAGCAACUUGCGCCAAAAAUUCUAAUGUUCCUCCCAAAAAAUGUCGAUCUAGAUCAGUUGGCCGAGUUGGCUCUAUCUGCUAAUCCUCCUUGGUCUUUAGAGGUAGAGAAGAACUUCUUGAAUGGCAGGUUGAAAGCAGUAACAGCUUACUUCCGCGACACAGCAGUUCAUGGACGAUAAAACCCCACUUGAUUUAGCACUGACUUUCGAGGAUACACCUCCAAAUUUGCCAUUAUAUCUAAGCAUAACAUUUAACAAGUAGCGGCUGAAGUUGAAUACCAGUGGUAGUAGGCUAGUAGCUUUGGUAACUUAUGGACUUGUGUGAGAAGCUGCUGUCGUACUGGUUGUAAGGAAAACUCGUGCUCAAACCAAAUUCUUGGAAAGCAGCCAACUUUAGAAAUUCAUCAUUGUUCAGAUUAACAAGCAAACCAAUUAGAAUGCCAAUGCCAGGCAGGCUGGUAGAGGAAGCAAGGAAGGAGGACGUCAACCUAUCAUCGUAGCAGGUAUAGUGAUAAAUAAGCAGUUAUCACAUUGGUAACCAAUGGUUACGGAGGCGAAAGAAAAGCAGCUAAGCUAUGAAUGCAGUGGUUGGAGCAUUUGGUUAUGAAGCUGAAACGGAUGGAUACACAUUUGAUUGUGCUCUGUUUCUGUUUGGAGAAAUCAAACAUUUGUCAGGGCCUCUCUGUUUUUGUGUGUGGUGUGGUGCGAGGGUCUUGUUAGGAAAUUGAAUCCUGAAAACGACCUGAGGCUGAGGUUGGGUUGGGUCAGUUCAUUAUGAAAGACAACCUGGCCGGCACCGGCUGCUACUCUUUUUGAAAUUUCUAUUGGUGGGUCAGUUCAUUAUGCAAAUUCUUAGAUACCUACUGACCCGACUGAACGAUGAGGAUUGGGUUGCGUCCGUUUGUUUACAAGGUCAGUUUAGAGUCUGGUCAUUUUUUAACCUUGUAAUGUCUGGGUAGGAUUGGGUCAACUUGGUACCGGGUCACUUUAAGUACUAUAAUUGCAAACUAAAAUGAUACAAAUGUGAUAAAAGUGUAACUUUAUCACCAAUAUUUAUAGACCUAAUUUGUAAAAAAG